Messenger RNA from Meleagris gallopavo (turkey), 672 nucleotides. Lineage: Eukaryota; Metazoa; Chordata; Aves; Galliformes; Phasianidae. The record is from RefSeq and is a predicted model, not a curated record.
AUGGACGCGGUGCUGCGGCACACCUGGCCCCGGCGGAGCUGGGACGGGGCGGCGGCCGUGGACGAGAGCGCGCUGCCCUCCAUCUCCACCUUCACCAACCUGCUGCCGCUGGAGGAGCGGCCCGCCGACAUGCUGCACAGGAUGCUGCAACAGGACGGCCCCGCCGCUGCCGUCAAGCGAGAGGAGGACGACUUGGGUAAAUUCGUGGAUUUGGACUUCAUCCUGGCGCACACCAGCAGCGGCGGGCAGGGACCGCCCGGCCCCAAUUACCCUUUGCCUGAGACCCCCGAGAGCUGCGGCACCACGUACGACAGCGACGGCUCCUAUCCCACGCCGGGCAAGUUCCCGGCGCCGUACCCCGACGGCCAGAGCCACAGCUACGUGGCCGAGCUUCUCACCCCGGACCUGCCCGCGCACUGCGACCUGCAGCGGAGGGAGUACACGGAGCUGCGGGUGCCCGGCGGCCCCCACCACCCGCACCACCACCACUCGGCCCUGCACCCGGCCCUGUCCCGCCCGCUGCCCCUGGACCCGUCGCAGCCUUUCGGGCAUCGCAUCAAGAAGGAGCAGCCGGAGGAGCGCGCCUGCAUGCUGGGGGUGCCUGGCGGCGAGUACCUGGGACCGGGAGGUGGUGAACACAAGCCCCCCCGCAUGGCGUUUCUUCCUGCUUAA